Molecule: messenger RNA, 1768 nt
Organism: Vespa velutina
Lineage: Eukaryota; Metazoa; Arthropoda; Insecta; Hymenoptera; Vespidae
Gene: mRpS26
Product: probable 28S ribosomal protein S26, mitochondrial
Exons: 4
Coding region: 380-1057 (225 amino acids)
Cellular component (GO): mitochondrial small ribosomal subunit
Source: RefSeq, a predicted model, not a curated record
UUUGAUUAUAAAAUGAAGUACAAUCGUAAAAUGCUGCAGUGUAAACUAAUGUAGGUGUAUUAAAUGCAUGUGCAUGCAUACGUAAGAAACAAAUGAACGGUCGGUUUGAUAUGAAAAAAUAAACUUAAAAAAAUAAUCAAAUUGUUAAAAUAAAAAUGUUAAUGAUAACAAAUUUAUCGUUAAAUAAUUAUAUAUUUAUUUUAUUAUAAGUACAAUUAUGUCAUGUACAUCAACCUUCAUCUAGAUAAAAAAGUACAUCUCUAACUUAUUCCUAACCUCAAAUAUUCGUAUUAAAGAUCAAGCUUUCGUUCAAUAGUCCAAAUUUAAUAAGUGAAAUAUUUAUUACUGAUAAAACAAAAUAAGGUAAUUUAUAAUAAACAUGUUACGAACAAAACAAAUAAGUGGUGUUUGUUCAUUAACAUUGGGUAAUUUUAUAAAGUGCGAACAGUUUGAGCCAAAUAUAAUUUAUACGCAGUGCAUUCGAUGGAAAAGGAAACCGAUUUGGUUACCAACUGCAAAGAGCAAGGUAUUCAGAGUACCUCCAAGACCAAAAAUACUUAUGGAAGAAUAUAUAGAACUUAAAAGAUUAAAUAAUAAUUACAGAACAGUCAUGAAAUCACUUAUGCAAUAUUUUGAAAAUGAGUUUAAGAAGAGUCAAGUCCAAUUUGAUGAAAUAACUGUAAAUAAAUUAGCGGAAAAGGAUUUCAUACAAUCUAAUUUAAUAAAUGAUGAAUGGAACAUGCAAAUAGCCAAAAUUAGAGAAGACAGAUUGGCAAGAGAAAAAGAAGAAAGAAAAGAAACUAUAUUAAAGAAGUUAUUAGAAAAAGAGGAAAGAGAUAAACGGAAGGAACAAGAAAUUGAAGAGCAUGUUAAAAAACUUAAGGAAGAAGCACCUACUUUUAUAACUGCUGCAAAUAUAGAUAAAGCGAUUGAGGAAGCAUUAAUAAAUAUUGUGAAUCAUGAUUUUGCUAUUGAUUUGAAAGGAAACUGUUAUACAGAACCAUACACUGACAGUAAAAAAACAAAUGUAAAUAGUAAUAAUGUCGUGAGCCUAUAAAUAAAUUAAAAUUAGUUAGUAGAAUACCUUUGUUUUUUUCUUCAUGUAUUAAUGUAAAAUGAAUAUAUUUCACUUUAUCUUGAUUAUUGUAUUUCAUUUUACUUUUGGAUUAAAAUAUACAUGAAUCAAGAAAGUGUUCGUAAUUUUUAGAAUAUGUUUAUUUAAAAUGACCAUGUAUAUACUAUAACAAAAAAUCUCUUAUAAACAUAUUCAUUCAAAUUCUAUGAACCUAUGUAUUUCAAACCAUAUCAUUGGUUCUCUUCACACAGUCCUUUCUAGUUGCAAUAACUAUACAUUUUGUUUCAAUAGUGAUAAUUUGCGUUCAACACAAAUGGAGUAAUAUAAUUAUAACAACAAUUAAAUAAUAUAUUAUUAUAUAUUCGUAUCCAUAAAUAUGUAUGAAUAAUUAAUAAGCAAAAUAAUUUUAAAAUGAUUGCAUUUAAUGAUUAUCGCAGAUAUAUUUUAUUUUUCCUGAUUUUUUAUGUAUUUUAUGCAUAUCAUUUUCUCAAAUUUUUAUAUGAUAUUCUGCAUUGAAUAAGAUUGUAAUAUAAAAACAUUAAUUAAAUGUAAUUCUGUCUGCGUAGUUUAUUGUGAAGUAACAGCAAAAAAUUACAUCUACACUCUCUUUAUAUUUUGUUUAUAUAUAAUAGCAUACUGUAAUUAUAUUAUUAGAAUAUCUUUGGCAUAGAAAUAAAUGAUCUUACUCCAUAA